Messenger RNA from Acanthaster planci (crown-of-thorns starfish), 2474 nucleotides. Its product is annotated as melatonin receptor type 1B-A-like. Gene Ontology annotation, cellular component: membrane. The record is from RefSeq and is a predicted model, not a curated record. Gene Ontology annotation, biological process: G protein-coupled receptor signaling pathway. NCBI's taxonomy places the organism in Eukaryota, Metazoa, Echinodermata, Asteroidea, Valvatida, Acanthasteridae. Gene Ontology annotation, molecular function: G protein-coupled receptor activity.
UGCGGGUACAUCGACCAUAUAAGUGGUUUGUUUGUAAUAAAAACGUGUGAGUGGAUGACGCAUACAACGAACCACGAUGUCUUUUGAACGAGGCCCGAUGACUGAUCGUCGCCAUCGCCCAGGACUACUUUUAAUCACAAGAUGACGGGAUUGCAAGUAACGUUUGUUCUGUCUUCAGUCAAACCAUAUUUCGUUCCUUAUUGAUGGUCACAUCUCACGAAUACAGCGAACAUUGGUCACAUCACACUAAUACAGCGAACAUCGUUGCUCACCAUGGAUAAUUCCACAGGGAGGCCACCGUUUGAAUUCAGUGACUUGACCCAAAGAGCCAUUGUUGCCACGCUUAUUUUGAUCAUAUCACUGAUUGGAAUCGCCGGCAACUCGCUGGUCAUCUUGGCUGUGCUGUUGUCCACCAAACUCCGUACGGCCACUAAUGCCUUCGUGGUGAACCUGAGCGUCGCAGACUUCCUGACCUGUCUCGUCAUCCCAUGGGACGCCGUGGCUUUGCUGAGUGAAGACGACGGCAUGCUGGUUGGCGAGUGGGUCUGCAGCGUGGUGGGCGCAACUAUCUUCACCACGGUCGGUUGCAGCAUCUACACGCUAGCCUCGAUCGGCCUGAACCGCUUCCUGCUGAUAACGCGAUCGACAGGCACUUACCGGAAGAUCUACACCCCUCGGAAGAUCGGCGUUUGGCUGUUGGUCAUUUGGCUGGUGCCUCUCCUUACAUGCACUAUUCCACCGCUCCUAAACGUGGGCGCUCUUGGAUUCAACAAGCAGUUCCGCUUCUGUGGGUCUAUUAACACCCACCCUCGCUACAACACGUACAACCUGAUCAUUUCAACCGUCUUAUACCCUAUCCCAUUUGCCGUCAUUAUUGUCAGCUACUCGCUGAUCUGGAUUCACCUGCGCCGUCAGGCCAAGAAGCUGGUUACCUCUCCUCACCAAAGACCCGUCACUCCCCCACCCAGCAGCGUGUCUGCGCUCUCGAGUCAGAAAGACGAAAUCCCAAUGAGCCAGCUCCCAGUGGGAGUAGCUACGACCAACGCCAGUCCGCCUCCGAGAAAAAACCGCCAGACCGAAGUCACCAAGAACAUGCUAUACGUCGUGUGUGGCUUUGGUGUCUGCCUCACCCCCUACUCAAUCAACUUGUUUGUCAAUGGCCACAGCCCACUUAUACCUUACACCACCGUCAUCGUGCUACUCAAUCACUGCAUCAACCCCUUGAUCUAUGCGACGAAGCACCGGGAUUUUAAGAAAGUCUUCGGCUGCAUCGCACGUUGCCAAUGGGUCCUCAUUCCCAAUCCUUCGAAUAUUCUGAAGGCUCUGACGAGGUGACUUGAUUAAGGCUCUGUACAUGUAUAUGAAUUAAGAUAUUCAUAAAAAUCACUCUAAGGUUGUUUCAAAGUCUGUUGUUAUUGCAAAUAAAAUCACAUCACUCGUACUUCAGCAGUCUUUGCGCAUUUGUUUCUGUUCGUGAAUUGAUGUUUUUCUUUCUUUUUUGUAUAUUUUAAAUGGCAAAUAAACUUCCUGAACCCUUCAGUACCUAUGGGUAUUCUAGAUUGGUGGGGUUUUUAUUUCAAGCCGCUUGGUGUUUAAUCGAUGCAGGAAUUUUAUAAUUUGUACACAGACAAAGUCAUCAUAGAUUUUCUCUACAUGACUUAUAGUGAGGGAAUAAAUUUGUGCUUGGCCGGUCUUAAACGUACGUUUAAGCUAGAGCAUUCAAGAGCGGCUUAAGAGCAUUCAUUCUCGUAAGCCGUUCAUUAUCAGCGUUCAUUCUCCUAAGCCGGUGUUAUUUUUGGUUUAAGACCGGCCAAGAACAUAUUUAUUCCCAUUCAUAAAUACCUUUUUAUUCAGUCAAUAUAUUACAUACCAUUUUAUUCUAGAAUUUAUCUUUCAUUUUCCCGAACACCCUGUCCAUUUUAUGGUAUAUUCCACGUGCAAAUUGCCCAGAAAUAUCUCCAUAUAUGGCAUUAGCGCGUGCGUGGCGCGUUCUUUGUGCUGCGUGACACGCAGACUCUUGACCAAUAGGGAUGGAGUAAGCUGUCUCUUAUCCAGGUGGCAGAGCGUUGUUUUACGCAGCGGGCAUUGUCACAUUUCAUUGGGCAUUACGAAAUGUUAAUACACGGUCCAGUUGCACGUUGUUGAAUAGGGAGACUGUCUAAGGUAUUUGCAUGUAUGAAUGAAUUUUAACACGUUGCAGUAUCACUGUUUAAUGCAAUAAAACACAGGCACCGGUUUAAUCAUCUCUUGUUGUUGCUGCUUUUUCCCUUUGGGAUUAGAAAUACUGGUCAUUAGCGCAGUGAAAGCGAACCCAGUUAAAGGUUCUUUGAUGUAAUGAGUUUUGAUCAAGCCUGAGUCAUUACUCUUAAUCAUUAGGGAGCUGGAUCACGAACUAGGCCAAUACACGAGUAGUAAUGAUAUCAAAAAAGUGGCCGUAAAUGUUAUCAUAUUCAAUGUAUACCUGUCAAGGGGCA